AUGCUCAGAAGAAUGCAUGGAAUUGAUAAAUUUAGGAUCGAUGGCGGUAGAUUUGACAUAGAAUAAUGCGUCACCUAGUCAUGUGGAUGCAAUUAAACCUCAAAUAAAACUUAAGUUCCAGUUAGUUUAUUUGUUUGGUAAAUAAAGUAGGAUAUUUCUCAUACUAACAUAAAUAAUUCUCCUUAGAUAAAAAUCACUACAGAAUCUAAGAAAAAUGAAGAAUAGUAAUAAAUUAUUAAUAAAGUUUAUGAUCCAAACUAUUAAGAGGAAACAUAGGUAGUAACCAAAAUUGAAACUUAAUUGGAUCCUCCUUCUAAUGCAUUUAGAAAGGACGUUUAAUGGCAAUAACUUUUCAAUGAGGAAAUGACUACCUAAUUCUACAUGAAUGAUAUCUAAAUUGAAUCAGUUAUUACUACCUUUUUGCUCUAUGCUAUCUUGAUAUUCACAGGUUACUACUUGCUCGUUAAAUACGAAACCAGACAAGAGUAUCUAAGAUAAUAGAAUAAAUCGAUUAUUCCUUCUGCUUUUAAAAUAAUGAUUGGAAAGGCUAAUUAAGGUGAUUAUUUGGAUUAUGACAGGAAGAUAAAGUUCUUAGAUGAUUAAGAUUUCUCAGUCAAUGUCCUUUGA
Molecule: messenger RNA, 627 nt
Organism: Stylonychia lemnae
Lineage: Eukaryota; Ciliophora; Spirotrichea; Sporadotrichida; Oxytrichidae
Source: the annotation of a GenBank genome assembly